Messenger RNA from Oncorhynchus masou masou (cherry salmon), 2200 nucleotides. RefSeq names its product major facilitator superfamily domain-containing protein 4A-like. Lineage: Eukaryota; Metazoa; Chordata; Actinopteri; Salmoniformes; Salmonidae. Bases 314 to 1807 code for a protein of 497 amino acids. Gene Ontology annotation, biological process: transmembrane transport. The record is from RefSeq and is a predicted model, not a curated record. The transcript is spliced from 10 exons.
CAUGACACUUCACAUCGCCGUGGAAGAUGUCCUAGUCUCCUACACUGCGGCACAGUUAACUGAUGGACAUCGGUUUCCAGGGGAGGGCACUGCUAGUUCGACAGGUUUAUCAGCGUGACGUGACUGGAAGGCAAAUAAAAGUUUAUCAACUCUCCUUAACAACCAUAUAUGCUAGCCAUAUGCAGGCAUCCCAACUUUGCCAGUCCACUUACACAAACGUCAAGGGUUGUGUUGUCGGCGCGCUUAAAGAUUCUUAAAACCUUCCUCCCAAUGAAACCAUAACCUGCUCCAGCGUUCAUCACGCAACAACGAGAUGAUGUUAGUAGAUGAUCGUGUCUGGGCUCUGUUCAAGGGACACUGGCAGCACACACUGACUUACUGGAGCGUGUUCUUCAGUUUCGGGCUGUGUAUCGCGUUCUUGGGGCCGACCAUCCUGGACUUGAGGUGUCAGACUCAGUCCACUCUGCAGCAGAUCACUUGGGUCUUCUUCGCCCAACAGCUCUUCCUCAUGCUGGGGAGCGCCCUAGGAGGACUCUUCAAGAAGACGCUCCGCUGCUCCCUCUCAGCUCUCUUCGUCUCCAGUCUUGUCAUCUCCGUGGUGUUUGCCAUCAUCCCACUUUGCCACCAUGUGCUGAUGCUGGCUGUUGCCAUGGCGAUAUCCGGCACGGCAAUGGGGGUGAUUGACACUAUCGCAAACCUGCAGCUGGUGAAGCUCUACCAGAAAGACUCAGCCAUUUUCCUACAGGUCCUGCAUUUCUUCAUAGGGCUGGGAGCGUUGGUCAGUCCCCUGGUAGCAGACCCAUUCCUGUCAGAGGGGAGUUGUGUUCUGGGGGGGAACAUGACAGCCAACUCCUCCACUGACCUCCAUCACCUCCGCAGCUACCUGGCAGGUAAGGGGACAACCCCUCUGCACAACGUAUCCCACCACUACCACCUCCACACAGAGGGCAUCAUCACCACCAAUGUGUCCUACGCAUUCUGGAUCAUGGCUCUUAUCAAUCUGCCUGUACCAGUAGCAGUGUAUGUGUUGAUGUAUCGUGAGAGGCUGUUCCCCUGCUCGAACCACAGCCCACGUCUACUGGACAAGGAGAAAAACUCACAGAAGAACCAACAGGACCACAAUAUCCAGGGUCACGGGGGUUUGUUUGGCUGCUGUAACUAUGCUGAUGUGAAGGAUCGCCCUGCCUCCUAUUUCCUCCUCUACAUUCUGGCCGGAGCCGUGCUCUUCAUCACUGAUGGCAUAAUAGGUUCUUACACAGGAUUCAUUUACACCUACGCAGUGUCUCCUCCCCUCUCUCUGCCUCACAAGACGGCAGGCUGUCUGACCAGUGUGUUCUGGGCAUCUGUCACUGCGGGCAGACUGGCAUCUAUAUAUCUGUCAUACAGAUACACACAACAACGACUCAUCUCGGUCAGCCUGGCAGGGAUGAUGGUGGUGCAGUGUCUGCUGUUGAUCCUGUACUCCAGCCCUGUGUUCCUCUUCAUGGGGACGUGUGUGUUAGGCCUCUUCAUCAGCAGUGUGUUCCCCUGCAUGGUGGCCCUCACAGAAGACAUGGUCAACUAUAAAGGGUGUGCCACUACUGUCCUGGUGACCAGUGCUGGUACAGGAGAGAUGGUGCUGCAGCUUCUCACAGGACAGUUGAUCCACAGUAAAGGCAGUUAUAGUUUCAUGUUGGUUGGUAUGAUAUCAUCCUGCAUCGGAUUCACAGUAUUCCUGGGCCUAAUCUACAUCCAGCAUCUACACAGGAGCUCCCAAGCAGCCACUAGUAAGGAAAUCGCCAUGACAGAGAAGCCUUCAAGUGAGUAAUGGAGAGGCCGUGAGGAAGAAUCAAUGGAAAUAGAGGACUGUUUAAACAAAUGACGGAAAAACAGAAAUGACCCAAAUGUUUAAAAUGGCUGGAGGAAAGACAGUCUAAUGUUAGACUUCAGUCCCUCUGCUCCUUUCAUCCGGCUCUCAACACCCAGACAAUCAAGUUAAACGCAAAGACUACCUACCCCCCCCCCCCCUCCCCCCAGAUCAAACAAUCUGAUUGAUUCAGCUGGCCAUAUAUACCAAAAUACAUCUUCCAAUUUAUCAUUCUAAGCAGUAUUUGAGUGGAGACAGUAUUGUAUGUUUUUGAACUGGGAAAUGUUUUAUGCACUACCUGUCUGACCAUGACUGUAGCAUUCAUAAACCAGGAGUUGGGAGAGUAGAUGUUAA